Serendipita indica DSM 11827 is the source of this 1482-nucleotide messenger RNA. Lineage: Eukaryota; Fungi; Basidiomycota; Agaricomycetes; Sebacinales; Serendipitaceae. The record is from the annotation of a GenBank genome assembly.
AUGCCUAGUGUCCCGCCGUUCACAAUAUCAGAAGCAGCGCACACCUACGCAGCUGGGCCCGUGGACACAUUUGUGCUACGACCCAACAGCCAUCCACCAUCUAUUCUCGAUACCGUAUUCGUCAGCAAGCGCUCCAGACGGGCGGUAUACGCCACCACCACCGACGCCGCCCACGAGACAUGUCUCUGGAAGGUCAGACGAGAUGGGCAGCUCGCACCGGUCGCAAAGAUUGGUUGGGAGUAUUCAGUCCAGACUAGUAAUGUCGUCGGUGAUGGCUCACUGAGAAAUGUCAGCGGCCAGACGAAGAAAGCAAUCAUGGUCAGUCAUGGUGGACGAGUAAUGCGCGCGGGCGAAUUUCUGCGCAAGGGAAAAGGGUGGUUCAACUCCGACUCAAAAGUCUUUAGUGUCGACGAGGCAGAGUACAAGUGGAAGUCGGGAAAUGAGAAUGCAAGUACGAGCGAUGGAAUCUAUGCGCGCUCUCAGUCGACCUCCUACCACGAAAUGUGGAAGAUUUGGCGAUGCGUUGCAGCGAGCCCUGCCACCUCCACUCAGCCACCCCAGAUCACGACAACCGACCCCACAUCGUUACGAGCACUUUCUGGAGGAUUUGCCAGAGAAGCGUCACGUAACGUGGGGACUGUUCCCUCAUUCGCGGCUUCGACCGUUCCCCCUUCGACCGGGUUUCACCCUCAACUUCUGGACGAUCUGUCAUCUCGACCUCCUCUGCCACCCUUGGAUGUCGAAUCUGUUCCGCUGGCCGAUGAGAGCUCACAUAGGCAAUCAUUCGGAGCCGCACAUGACACCCUCUCACCAUCCACCUCGAAACUCGGACUUCUUCACCACGAACUGGCACUCUUCCCACCCGUCUACGCCUCUAUCCCUGCUCCAUCGUCGGGUGCAUGUGCAUCUGGAGUAGACAUUGUCAGCAAAGAGGUUUUACUAGAAAACCUGCUGCUCAGCGCGAUAUUGCUCGUCACCAACAAGGGCGAAUGGAAGCAGGUCAAGAGUCUCGCCGACCCUGACGCCCUGCAAGCUGUAUUCGUGGCCGAAGCACGAGGCGAAGUACCACCGUAUACCUCGAGAGUAGGAAGAGUAGGGCCACCUCUUGCGGGGUUUGGAUCGAAUGUAUCGCCGAGAACUAGGUCAAGGGCUCAUUCGCAACCAUUGGAAAGACCAAGGACGACGGAGAGACGAGGUGAAGGCGGCGGGCCCGAGCCUUCGAGCCAAUCGCUCUUCUCCACCAUACGCUGGAGGGCUCAUCGGCCUUCACGGUCUGCGAGUGGUCGGGACCAUGAAGAGAAUCGGCGGGUUGAAGCGAGACCUUCGACGACGGAGUCGCCUACUUUGCAUGCGGCUGGAGACGGUAUCUUUGUACGACGACCUGGUCGAGCCGUUGUACUUGGACCGAAUUCGAAUCUCAACGAAAGCGGACAACGGCACGAGCAGGUCGAUUGGAAGGUAGACGACCGGCGUCUCUCUUAA